CUGCAAGCUCUCUGAACACAGAGCUGCAAUCUUUCAGGGGAAAAAUCAAAACAAGAUUACAAGAAAGUCAAGAACCUACAUACUACCAGCCGGCCGGAGGCAGACCUGCUUCGGCCCAAUCCUUUUCGGAAACAGAAGCCUGAAAAAUAAAGCCUGAAAUGAAGCAUUCGACCACCAGAAUUUCCCCAGCAAAGGUGAACAGCGUAGCAGGAAAAGCCCUGGUAAAAUCUCCCAGUUUGAGAAAAUCCCAACAGAAGGUCGAAGAAGUUUGCCAGAUGUAUUUUAUGAAGCUACGCUCUGGCCACAUCAUAGAAAACAGGGCCUGUUACUUUAGGGAAAAAACCAUCAAAAGGCAUCCACCAAAAACACCUAGAAAGUACAACAAGCAACGUCUGGUAAUCACUCCCUGUCAGCAGCCCCUUGAAGGGUCUUCAAAGAACUUUGCCUUUGAUGUACAGCCAGCUAACAGAAGUGCUUCAGAGAAUUCUUUUUCCCUGAGCACGUACAAUGAUCAAUUUGUUACUUUUGCUUUUGCGGAUGGAAGUUAUGAGAUCUAUGUUGAAGAUCUUGGAAAAAAACAAGAAAAAGACAAGGUGUUAUUCCGUUACUAUGACUCACACUCACCUAUAAGUCCAAGAGGUGAUGAUGUUGAUGGUGAGAGAUUAAUGGUAAGCCUGAGUCCUUCAAAAGACAAAGACUUCUUGCUGCAUGCCAACAACCAGGAACACUCUGUGGAGCUACAAAAAUGUGAAAAUCCAUUGCCAGACCAGACCUUCUUUUUCCUUCAUCAGGAGCCCGGGCCCUCUUCAUGUGUUUCAUUUGAAUGUAAGAGCAAUCCUGGAGUGUUUAUAGGUGUAAAGGAUAAUCAUCUCGCUCUAAUUCAAUUAAAGGACCAAACUGAGCAUUCAAGAAGAGAGAAUAUCAAAUUUAAGCUCUCUUAAAGUUAAUGUGAUGGAAAGCUAUGAAAUCUGGGUUGAGUAGCCCAAAUAGCUACCAUUGAAGAGAUUGUCAAAGACAGGGAGAGAGAGAGAUAAUAUUUAAAGGAAAUACUGCUUAGCAUGCUGUGGAAUGUUUUUCUUAUUAUGUUAAAAAUACACAUUUUUUUGUAAUCCUCAGUUCUGUUUUUAUUCCCCUGUGUAUCACUGCAUAUUUAAUACAAGUAUUGGUAUAUUAGCUAGGGUAUUGGUAAAGAGACCUGAAAAUAUUCUGGAGACAUAUAGACCUUCACUUUUUUCUACUUUCAGCCCAGGGAGAACUUCAUAUGUGGAACUGAGACCUCUGGGGAGAAACAAGGGCCUUAGUCCAAGUUUCAUUUUAGACAGCGAUCCAUUUUUAAGAGCUAUAUACCGACUAAAUUUUCUCUAGUCCCAAACAGUGGGCUCAAUUACUAGAGUUGCUAGUAAAAACCUAGAUUAACUGUUUCACAAACACCAAACUUGUAGAUGCCCAAAACUUCAGAUGCCUACAUAGCUAGGCAGAUAAUAUAAAUAUGGUAAAAAGGCAAAGAUAAUUUAAAAAUUAAGAAAAAUAAAUGCAGUAUUUGUAAAGUGAAUAAUUUCAUCUCUACUUGUUUCAUUUUUAAAAUUCUGAUUUUUAUAGAUCAAGUUAAGUAAAGUAAGGCAUUCUUAUAUUAGGAAGUGAAAUAAAUUUUAGACACAGAAUUGGAAUCAUUAGAAAUAUCUAACAAACUUAAAACAUUUUUUUCAGAAAAAAACAUUGAGCCACAACAUGGGUUAGGGCAUCCAAGUACCAUGGUGGGGCCAGAAGUCUAAGAUGAGAUACAAGAUUAAUAUUACAAUUUCAAUAACUGGCUAUCCCUUAUGUUUGUGACAUACCAUGUCCUUCUGACCUGGGCUUCCAGGGAUCAGUGAUUUUGAAUAUACUGGUCACUUUGGACGCAAUUUUUCUAAUCUUUUCUUCCUAUAUGCACAGGUCUUUUUGUUGUCCAGCAUCUCAAUGAUCCUGUUCACUAUGAAAUAUUCAUUUGAUUUCUGUUCUGCCUUCAUUUCUUUUGACCAACUGUGUUCUUGAUACACCUUUGGCAUCCCUGAGCUUCACUCCCAAAUCACCUGACAUUUGAGUGCUAACACCUUUAUUCCGAUUUGUCUACCUGGUGUUAUAAAAUUUUAUAUAAAUCUAUUGAUAAUAAUAUUUUUUAUUAAAUAUCUUUGUGUUUUAUUGUUACUAAGGUAGUAAAAUAAUUUACACUAAACCAUAAUGAUAACAUUUUCAACUACUAAUGAAAUAGUUUUUACUUAUCUUAAGUCCUUAGCAAUUUCUACUAUAAUUUUUCAUAGCUUAACACUGACAGUAAAUGAUAAACAUAACAACAAUAAUUAUGAAAUAUGACUUUUUCUGAAAUUAUAGGCUUUUUGACUUCUAAUUUGUUGAGCUCCACUGGAUAUAAUUGCUGGUGAACAUAAGAUAAACAAAGCUGAGAAUUACUGUAUAGAGGCAAAUAAGUGUAGAACAAUAUAUCUUUGUUUCAUUACUUUGUCAAUAAUUUUACUAUAAAGACACAAAUAAAAGUAGAAUUUAUAUCAUUCCUUCUGAAAAA
Messenger RNA from Phyllostomus hastatus (greater spear-nosed bat), 2557 nucleotides. It is a transcript of the gene IL33, whose product is annotated as interleukin 33. Gene Ontology annotation, molecular function: cytokine activity. The transcript has 9 exons. Gene Ontology annotation, biological process: positive regulation of inflammatory response; positive regulation of cytokine production. The record is from RefSeq and is a predicted model, not a curated record. NCBI's taxonomy places the organism in Eukaryota, Metazoa, Chordata, Mammalia, Chiroptera, Phyllostomidae. The coding region runs from base 159 to 941 and encodes 260 amino acids.